UUUCUCAAAGCUGUGGGUCGAAAUCGAUGCCUUGAAUGUUGUCAAGGUAUUAUCGACUCAUGGUGUUGCCGGUUUGGCUCCUAUGUUUAGAGUUUAUAAUGAUAUUGUGUUAGAUAGAGCUUAGUUUAAUUAUUGUAUUUUUUCCCAUGCAAAGAGGUGUUGUAACACUUUGGCUCAUCUAGUGGCGAGGGGAGAUACAGAGGGGAACUCAGAGGUUAUCCAUUUAUUUGGUUGAUUAAUAUUAAUGCUCUAUCUUCUCUUCAAAAAAAAAAAAAAAAAAAAAAACUCCCAACCUCCCUUUUUACUUAAUGGGCUUUAAUGUGAGGAGCGUGAUAAGAGUAUAUAACCCGAUCUUGAGCUUUAAUUAUCAGCUUAAACUUUUGACUGAGUUGGUCAUUUAAUAGUUAGCACUUAAAAAAACCCCAAAAGAGGGAGCACCUUCAUAAAUAUCGCCUUUCAAAAGAAAAAUAUCAACUACUCGUUCAGCUUUUAAGAUAAAGUCCGUUGAUCUGCUACUACUACCACACACCACAAACACAAACCCACACACUUCUUCCUUUAAAUAGGUACACUACAAAAGCUAAGGCAUUUCCUAAUUAAUCUCUUCUUCCGUCAAAACACCUUUGUUUGUUUUUUUUUACAACAAUGGAGAACAUUGUACUCUACCCAUCACCUGGCAUUGGCCACUUAAUCUCCAUGGUUGAGCUUGGAAAGCUUCUCUUAUCUCAUUCAUCAUCUAUCUCCUCCAUUACUAUUCUCAUCUUAGAUUUCCCCUUUAUAACUGGUUCAUAUUCCUCUUACAUGUCCUCUGUUUCUUCCUCUUUUCCUUCAAUUAAAUUUCUUUCUCUUCCUUCUGUUCCUCUUGCUCUUGGUGACCCUUUAAAGUACCAGAAUUUAGAGCAUUUGAAAUUCGAAAUCUUUCGUAGUAAUAAUCCUAAUGUGUUAGAAUCUCUCAAUUCACUUUCCCCUGUUUCAGCUUUCAUUCUUGACUUCUUUUGUUACCCUGCUGUUGAAGUUUCUCAAUCUCUGAAAAUACUCACUUACUUUUUCUUCACUUCUAGCGCUUCUUCUCUUACUUUCUUUCUUAACUUCCCGGUAUUCGACAAAAUUACCUCUGCUUCUUUCAAGGAUCUUGACAUUACUCUUGAGAUUCCAGGUUUGUACUCUGUUCCAGCUAACUGUAUGAUUCAGCCAAUGCUUGAUCGUGGCGGAAGUUAUCGUGAAUUUGUUAAAUUAGCUGAAACAUUGCCUAAAGCUGAUGGAAUUAUCAUCAAUACUUUUGAGUCAUUGGAGGUUAAUGCUGUUAAGGCCUUAAAACAGGGGACUUGUCUUCUUGGUACCUCAGUUCCACCUGUUUAUUGUAUUGGGCCUUUGAUCGCUAACCGUGGCGACGGUGCGAAAAAUAAUGGUGAACCAAGGCAUGAGUGUCUAAAAUGGCUGGACUCACAACCUAGUCAAAGUGUGGUUUACUUGAGUUUUGGAAGUAGGGGUGUAUUUUCUAAGGAGCAAUUGUGGGAGAUGGCUUUUGGAUUGGAGAGGAGUGGAGUUAGGUUUUUGUGGGUUGUUCGGGCCCCACGUCGCGAGGAAAAAGGUGAUGCAUUCUUUAAGCCACCCGAGCCGGAUUUGGACUCGUUCCUACCAGAAGGGUUUAUGGAGAGGACUAAGGAAAAGGGUUAUGUGGUCAAGUCAUGGGCACCACAAAUUGACGUGUUGGGUCAUGAAUCAAUAGCCGGGUUUGUGAGUCAUUGUGGAUGGAACUCGACUUUAGAGGCUAUUGAUGCUGGAGUUCCUAUAGUGGCGUGGCCACUCUAUGCUGAGCAAAGGUUUAAUAGGAUAGUUCUCGUGGAUGAAAUAGGGAUUGCGUUACCAAUGAACGAGUCUAAAGACCUGUUUGUAAGCUCGAGUGAGAUUGAGAAGCGAGUCAAGCAAAUUGUGAACUCUGAAGAAAGGGAUGUUAUAAAAAAACGAGUGUUGGAUUUAAAAGACAAGGCUAGGGAUGUACUCAAAGGAGGAUCCUCUAAUGUAGCACUGACUACAUUAAUGGAAUCAUGGAAACGAUGAAGAAAGGUCAAUGUUCCAGUAAUGUGUGAUGUAUGAUAACAUUGCACAACGGAGCUUGAUAAACUGUAAUCUACGUUCUAUUUGUCAUGCUUAGGCUUUGUUGAACUUGCGUGUGAUCUUAACGUGAUCAAACCAUUUGUUUUGUUUUAUUAGCAGUUGUUAAGGGUCUUGAUGAGUGUUCCUUUUCUUUGUGCAACAUUUCAAGCUAUCUAGCUAAUUAUCGUGGUGUUGGUUAAAUAAUAAUGUUUUCAUAUUUUC
This is a messenger RNA of Chenopodium quinoa (quinoa), 2319 nucleotides long. RefSeq names its product UDP-glycosyltransferase 88B1-like. The transcript has a single exon. Gene Ontology annotation, molecular function: UDP-glycosyltransferase activity. Lineage: Eukaryota; Viridiplantae; Streptophyta; Magnoliopsida; Caryophyllales; Amaranthaceae. The record is from RefSeq and is a predicted model, not a curated record. Bases 646 to 2061 code for a protein of 471 amino acids.